Ananas comosus (pineapple) is the source of this 1318-nucleotide messenger RNA. RefSeq lists its product as uncharacterized. Lineage: Eukaryota; Viridiplantae; Streptophyta; Magnoliopsida; Poales; Bromeliaceae. The record is from RefSeq and is a predicted model, not a curated record. The transcript is spliced from 5 exons. The coding region runs from base 347 to 1012 and encodes 221 amino acids.
UUUUUGUCUUCGACCCCCACAAGAGCCAAAGAGUGCUCUCCCUUUCAAUCCCCCACCCCCACCUCCUUUGCUGUUACACUGACCCUCCUCUCCUGCAGCUCUGCUCUCCCCCAGAGCCUUUCCUGGAGAGUAAAAUAGCCUAAACUGAAUAAACUCUUUCUUUAAGAGUGGGUGCAGAGAGAGAGAGAGAGAGAGAGAGAGAGAGAGAGAUCAGAGAUCAGAGAUCAGAGAGAGAGAGAGAAGUUUAAUUUGGUUGCAUAUCUUAAUUAGCACAUCUUGAAGAGGGAGUGACUGACUGAGAGAACUCCUGAUCUUAUUACUCUCCCUUGUAUAUUCAGGUCUUUCAAUGGCAGAAGGUACGUCUGCUAAUCAUGAGGACCUCCGCAAUCUAAUGACGUCCUUAGCGGAAUUUAACAUGGAGACGGCAUCAUUCACCGAACAUAAUCAAAGGGAGCGACAUGAUAACGGUUCUGAUGAUUGCUUCGGUGAAGAUGAAAUAUGGGGAGAUGCUUCAGAUGACGACGUGAAUCAUGGCACUGCUUUAAGCAGAGAAUGGGAAUGGAGGCACAACCGAUUUCAUACUAUGGGUUACCGGGAUGGUAUAACUGAAGGAAAGCAAGCUUCUGCACAAGAGGGUUUCAAUAUUGGCUUUAAACAGUCCGUGCUUGUUGGUUACAAAUGGGGCCUUGUUAGAGGCAUUACCAGUGCAAUAGCUAGCCUUCCUGAAAACUUGAGAGAGAAAUUAGUGCCCAAGUCUGAGAUCCGGAAAGGAUUUGAGAACUUGCACACUUCUGUGCAGACGAUUUCAACCACUGAUGCACUCAAGAUGUAUCAUAAAAGCAUUGCUGCGAGUGAAGCAGGGCAGUCCUCUGAUCAUUCAGAGCAGAAGCUCCAAGACGAAGAUUCCAAUGCCAACAAAUUGGAGACUCUAUCUAAUGAUCUCAUUCUCCUCCUACACGAAACUCCCGAGAUAAAAAUCACCGAAGAAGAAUUAAAGACGCGAGAUAAGUAAAUAACCUCCUCGUAAAGGAAGUUGGUGGCGUCGUGUAUGUUGUACAAGAUAUACGUGUAUUUUAGCACCAAAAUGUGCCUUCCAAUACUGAAGCUGCAGAUCAGUUCAGAGUAAACGCGGCACUAUCAUUUUACUUUUUUUUCUUUUGUAGGGAAAUUAGUUGUGAGUCAACUUGUCCGGAUUAACGUUAAUGUAGAAAUCCAUCUACCUCAUCUUUUGCUAUUAUGUGUUUAGUGUAAUUCUUUUUCAUGCUUAAUUAUGAUUAACCAGAGUUAAAGGAGCAAAGAAGAAUCAUUAUGUUGAUAA